Ananas comosus (pineapple) is the source of this 972-nucleotide messenger RNA. RefSeq lists its product as uncharacterized. The record is from RefSeq and is a predicted model, not a curated record. The transcript has a single exon. NCBI's taxonomy places the organism in Eukaryota, Viridiplantae, Streptophyta, Magnoliopsida, Poales, Bromeliaceae. The coding region runs from base 160 to 690 and encodes 176 amino acids.
UAAGCUUAAUUAAAGCAUCUCACACUUCACACUUAACCUUAAUUAUAUUCAACAAGCAUAUAAGAACCCCCUAGACCUCCACAACUCCCCUCUCACUCUUAUAACCAAACCCCUAUAUCCCUCUCUCUCUCACACACAAACACUCACACAUCACUUCUCAUGUUUUGCAUGGGCCUCAAACACAACCUCCUACCUACUAAAAAGGCGUGGAAGAAGCUCGGUUCCGCAAUCCGAACAAGAGUUUCGAAACUCAAGCGCUCGACGAUCGUCGCGCGCACGAUAGCACGGUUCAACACCGUCGACCCCACCUGCGACCGUCGACGCCGAACAAGCCGUCCCCCGAAGUCCUUACACCGGCACGGAAGCUCCGCGCCGGUUUACGUCGACGAUCUCUACAACGAGCCCGAACCGGCGCGCGUCGAGCACGUAGAACCGGAGGUCGACGAUAAGCUGGUUAAAGGGUCGAAGAAGAGUGAGACGAAUAGUCCGUUCGGUGCGCCGCUUGGAUUUUCUACUUCUUCUGCUUCUGCUUCUGCUUCGUGGGAGGCGUCGAUGCCGAGCGCGGUGAGGGGGAUGGGAGAGGUGGAUUUGAGAGCGGAGAUGUUCAUUCGGAGGUUUAAGGAGGAGAUGAGGCUCCAAAGCCAACGGUCGCUUGUGGAGUUCCAGGAGAUGUUGGCUCGAGGGGUUUAAUACGUACGUGUACGUAGCGUGAAUUUUAAAGCAUACAUAUACAUAGACUUUGAGCUCCCGCACGCUUUUUAAAACACACAAGUAAUUUUGCUUGUAAUUUUUUUGCCAUCAAAUCAUCUUUAAGAUUCUAUAACAUUAUUAAUGAUGUGUUUCAUUAAGUUUUUUUUACUAAUACGUAUUGUAUGAAUCUUGAGGCAAUCAUACGGCUAAAAUAAAUACAAAUAUGUUGAAUACCUGUGCUUUUAAAUGUACAGGAGGAGCUCAUCUCUCUCUCUACAUGUA